AAAAACGGGCUGGCAUCACUGGUUAUUGACAGACAAAACGUAAACAAUGUCGCUGGUCGCUGAUUAUAGCGAUUCAUCUGAAUCCGAUGAGGAAACCAGUAGCAACGAGUCAGAAAAAGAGGAAAAAAGCAAGUCGAUAAGUCCGCCUCCAGCACAAAAGCAUCCAAAGUUGCCCAGUGCAAGCGCUGCGCUUGACAAUGCCGCAGCAAAAAGAACUGGGGAUGUUUUUAGUAAUCCAUUCUUAGAAGCGGAACUGCACAAAACGGCUUCACUGGAGCGUCACGUUAAAAUGGUCAAUAACGAUGAUCAUUUGAAGCAAAAGAACGGGCGCAAAAUCUGCUGGAAUUUUAGGAAGGGACGCUGUCGCUUUGGCACAAGUUGCCAGUAUGCACACGAUUCGGAUUUAUCCGUGGAUGCCACAACUGGCAGUGAAGCUACUGUGGAGACAGCAACUCCAACAUUUACGGCACACACAAAUACGAACAACAAACGCAAACGGCCAGGACUGAGUGACGCUAUAGAGCCGGGCAAACGUGUGUUGAAAUCUUACCAGCAGCAACAUCAAGGCACUGGACAACGACGACCGUUUAAUUAGAUAACACCAGCAUCUGUAAUACGUAGAAAGCAGCUGUUCCCGCUGACACCAUAGCUGUUAUUCAAUACUUUUAGCAUACGUAUGCCGUCGCUGUUGGACUCCUCUGGAAUUUCUAAGGUCAAUGCAAGGGUGCAAACCGAGUCCCAGUAGUCUCCCAAUAGUGUGAAAUCUUCUUGUAUGUCUGGACUGCUUGGAGUCAUGCAUGCAUCGUUAUCCUCAUCGUCAUCAACUGCCGCAUAGAAGCACGAAUCCAUAAUAAUAAUAAUAAAUGUGUAAAUAAAUUGAUAUGUGUACUAAACAAAUAUUGACUAAGAA
Molecule: messenger RNA, 910 nt
Organism: Drosophila innubila
Lineage: Eukaryota; Metazoa; Arthropoda; Insecta; Diptera; Drosophilidae
Exons: 2
Coding region: 47-595 (182 amino acids)
Molecular function (GO): metal ion binding
Source: RefSeq, a predicted model, not a curated record